UUAUAUUUUUCUUGAAUUUAAACUAUAAAAUUUAAGAGCUAUAAUGAAAAUUCUUUUUUUAUAUUUAUGACAAUUCUCUUUCAUUGUUUUUACGAUAGAAAGACUAUUGUUUCAAAUGAUUUAUCUUAUUCAAAUCCUCAGUGCACUAUAUAACGAAAAUAAAAAUAAAUUGUCGGCUAAUUUCGUUUACAAGGAAAUCGAAACUUAAUUUAGCAGCAGACAGGAAUUCCUUAGAAAAUUAUUUCCUUAUCUACUUAUCGAAGGACACAGUAAUUCAUGAUACAAUAAAAGUCUAAAAAAGAAGGAAGACACUUUGAAAAAUGUUUAUUUUCUGUAUGCCCAAAAAAUAAUAAAAAAUAUCGAUUCUUUAUCAAGGAAAAAUAGUAAAGAUCUAUUUUCUCGUUCGAGGAUCGCCAUUAACACCGAUAUGUGUGUACGAGGUCGUCGAUUGAAAUUCAACUGCCUUCGCGUAUCAUCGUUGGAAGUCCGGGAACGAAACUUCCGGAUAUUUCAUCAAAGGAAAAAGAAGGGGAAGGACCUUGUAAGAGUUCUGUAAGGAACUCGUGAUAUAAACGACAAGUGAGGCUAACCCAGACUUGCUAUGGAACGUUCUUUAUUUCCCUCUUCGUUUUAUUUGUCAAUGACAGAUACAGAGAAGUGAAACGUAUGAUAAGAUCUGAAUCAGGAAGAAGAAUACAAUCCCAUCAAACAUCGUGCACCAAAAGCAAUGAUGUCAUAUUUCAUUGCGUUGCUGCAUCUAUUCAAAUGUUCUUUGGGCAACGGUAUAUUUUUUUUGCCAUAUGGAUAGAAGAUAUAGAAGAAUUGGUUACAUUGUGGCAAUAUUUUGUGGUUUCAUUGUACAUGCACACGAUUUAUACAUUGAGGAAAGGCCGUGCCGUAUUUACAAAGCUUAGCCCAUUGUGGAAAUCGCGGCAACAAUAGCUAGAUACAGGCAAUGCACGUCUGAAAACGAGUUCUCUGAACAGGUGCAAUGCUCUCAGAUAUUGUGCAGGCGCAAUCCGAUGUGUACCGAUGUUGGAUUUCGCCAAAACAGCGGAGGCCUCGUUUCUCAGUGGUCCACCGAAGAUUCAAAAGUAUGGGAGAACGUUCUUGAUUAAUGUGAUCGUUUGCCUCGUACAUUUCCAGGGCACCGCGAUAUCCAUCCUUUAUGCAUCCACUUUGUUCCAGCAAAUUGGAAACUUUCACUCAACUUGCUACCAAUCCCUACGUUCUGCAACGUUAUUCCUGUACGCUCUGCACAACGUGACCAUGACCAUGCCGCUCGAGAACAGGAUGAGGACUCCGCACAACUUGCAACGAAUGUUAAUACUCAAUGUAUCGUUUAAUGUCUUUAUUGUACACGACAUUCGGGUUCCUCGGUUACAACAAAUGCAUGCACGAUGUCUACGACACUGUAGUCAAGAAUCUAGUCAAGAAUCCGUCGACGUACCAUAUGCGAAGAUUAGAUCAAUCUUUAUCUUUUUGAAAAAUUUUACAUUGAUGAAAUUUAAGACCAGUGUUAUUUUAAUUCAAUCUUUGAAGUGAAAUUUUAAUUGCAUCAGAAAUAUUUGAGAUGAUGUGUUUAAGUGAAAUAUUCAAAAAAUAUUCAAAAAAAUAUAAUGAUGUUAAUAUGUAAUGAUGAAAGAUGUAUAAUGAAUUUUUCUCUGAACACGUUGUUGAUUAAUUACUUUGUAUUAAGAACUAAGAACUAGUUAUUGUGCAACUAGUCAUUAUUACUUUAGUAAAAAGAUUGAUUAAAUUUUGAUAUAAUUUAAU
Molecule: messenger RNA, 1776 nt
Organism: Apis mellifera (honey bee)
Lineage: Eukaryota; Metazoa; Arthropoda; Insecta; Hymenoptera; Apidae
Exons: 7
Coding region: 1033-1545 (170 amino acids)
Source: RefSeq, a predicted model, not a curated record